CCUAAAGAGAAAAUGUACCAAACAUCUUCUUUCUCAACCUUCAUUCUUUGCUUCAUAUUCUUCUUCUUCUUCUUGUCAAAUAAUCCAGCAGAGAGAACUUCUGCCUUCGAAGCAGGUUAUUCAACGAUAGAUAUAAUCAACAGAACCUGCAAAAGAUGCAAGGAGAAAUCAAAAUCUUUCAACUACGAUUUCUGUCAAAGCUCCCUCCAAGUAAUUCCAGCAAGCCAUGUCACCAACCUUCAAGGACUAGCUGUAAUUGGGAUGGAACUAGCCCUGGAAAAUGCAACCACCACCAUUUCAAACAUAAGGAGCUUGUUGAACACCGGAAGUUUCAAACCUUUUGCCUUGGCUUGCUUGCAGAAUUGCUUGGACCUAUAUUCUGAAGCUAUUGUGACAUUGGUGGAUGGUGUGGCUGUGUUCUUGACUGGACAUUAUGGAAUUGCUAAUGUGAAAGUGAGAGCAGUUAUGGAAGCAGCAACUACUUGUGAAGAAGGGUUCAAUCAGAAGGAAGGAGAGGUUUCUCCAUUGACUACAGAGAAUUUCAGUCUCUUCCAUUUGUGUGAUAUCGCAUUAUGCAUCAUUCACUGGCUUACUCUAGUGGUGCCUCUGAGUUAAUUUCAGUCCAGAAUUCACAAAUUAUUAUGAAAAAAAUUUGAUUUGUGUGCAGUAAACCGAUUAAACUUGAAUAUUAAUUAAGUUUCAGAGAUAUAUAUUUAUAUUAUAUGUA
Hevea brasiliensis (rubber tree) is the source of this 727-nucleotide messenger RNA. RefSeq names its product putative invertase inhibitor. NCBI's taxonomy places the organism in Eukaryota, Viridiplantae, Streptophyta, Magnoliopsida, Malpighiales, Euphorbiaceae. The record is from RefSeq and is a predicted model, not a curated record. Bases 13 to 615 code for a protein of 200 amino acids. The transcript has a single exon. Gene Ontology annotation, molecular function: enzyme inhibitor activity.